Messenger RNA from Penicillium coprophilum, 1638 nucleotides. RefSeq lists its product as uncharacterized. The coding region runs from base 1 to 1638 and encodes 545 amino acids. NCBI's taxonomy places the organism in Eukaryota, Fungi, Ascomycota, Eurotiomycetes, Eurotiales, Aspergillaceae. The record is from RefSeq and is a predicted model, not a curated record. The transcript has 3 exons.
AUGUCCGAAGUCCAGAAGACCGUUGAGGAGACCCCCGUCGUCCCUGCCGUGGAGACUGCUGUUGAGACUCCGGCCGAGACCGUUGAGGCCCCUAAGGAGACCACCGAGGAGCCCACUGCCACCCCCGUCGUUGAGAGCACCGAGGCUGCUGAGCCUGCUAAGGAGGAGGUGAAGCCCGCUACUGAUGGUGUUCUGGGCUACAAGGCCCCCGGUCUGGUCAAGGGCUUCCGCUUCGCCAAGCGCUUCUUCUACUUCAGCGAGGAGGCUGUCGAGAGCAAGAAUCUUUCCGUCUUCCACCAGAAUGAGAAGGCCGCCGUCGCCAACCCUACCGCUGCCUGGGCUACCCAGACCGGCAAGGGUCUGCUUUUCUUCACCAAGCGCGCCGAGGACAAGGCCACCCCCGCUGGCAUCUUGAACCUCGCCGAUGUCUCUGACGUGACCAAGGAGGGUACUAGCGAGUUCCUCUUCAAGAUUGCUGGUCACAAGCACACCUUCCAGGCCUCCAGCGCCGCUGAGCGUGAUAGCUGGGUUGUCGCCAUCGAGGCUAAAGCCACCGAGGCCAAGGCUGAGAAGGAGACCAUCACCUCCAGCGAGGGCUACAAGGCUGAGCUCGAGAAGCUGACCAAGCCCGCCGUUGUCGUCGCCGCUAAGAAGUCUGAGGAGAAGAAGGAGGAGACCCCCGUCGUCGCUGCCGAGGCCGCUCAGGAGGAGCCCAAGGAGGAAAAGAAGGAGGAGAAAACCGCCUCAAAGAGCCGUUCCCAGUCCCGCAAGCGCACCAGCAUCUUCGGUUCCCUCCUAGGCAAGAAGGACGCCGAGGACAAGAAGGAGGAGGCCCCCGCUGCUGAGGAGACCAAGGCUGCCGAGCCUACUGCUGAGCCAGCCGUUGAGGCUACUGCCCCUGUUGCUGCCGAGACCACUGAGCCUGCUGCCCCCACUGAGGUUGUGGAGCCUGCUGCCGAGACCUCUGCGGAGACCACCGAAGCCGCCAAGGAGGAGGCCAAGGAUGAGAAGAAGACCGAGAAGAAGGCCAAGCGUGCUUCCAUCUUCGGUAACUUCUUCCAGAAGGUCGCCAGCCCCUCCCAGGAGAAGUCCGAGAAGGAGGCCACUGCUCCCGCCGCCGAGGAGACCCCCGUUGCCAGCACUGCUCCUCAGCUCGAGAACCCUGUCGAUGAGGCCGCUGCUAAGCCCAUCGAAGCUGAGGCUGUCACUGCCCCCGCUGAGGCUGUGGAGACCCCCACUGCUGAGACCCCCGCUGCCGAGGCCGUCUCCACUCCCAAGGAGAAGCGCCGCACUUCGUUCUUCGGCAACCUUGGCAUGAAGAAGGAGAAGAAGGCUGACUCCUCUGACAACGAGGUCACUGAUGGUGAGGCCAAGGACACCAAGGCUAAGUCUAACAAGCUCGGUGGCCUUUUCCGCAAGCCCAGCAAGGCUGUCAAGCUCGACAAGGAGGAGGUUGCCGCCGCUGAGACCGAGGCCAAGGCUGAUGCCGCCGAGGAGGCCCCUGCUGUCCCUGUCAAGGAGACCUCCACUGAGGAGGCACCCGCUGUCGUUGAGGAGACUCCCAAGGCCGUUGAGACCACCCAGGACUCUAAGAACGUCAACGUUGCCGUCGCCACCCCCGUUCAGGCUACCGCAUGA